Molecule: messenger RNA, 1659 nt
Organism: Mycena indigotica
Lineage: Eukaryota; Fungi; Basidiomycota; Agaricomycetes; Agaricales; Mycenaceae
Exons: 5
Coding region: 1-1659 (552 amino acids)
Source: RefSeq, a predicted model, not a curated record
AUGUCCCCCCCAAAGAAGGCCGCUAAUCGUUCGGCAUCUGCUCGCUCGCCAAACAAAAGGACGAGUACCGGGGAAAGCGUUAAACGCGCUCGAGCCCAUUGCGCUCGCGUCAUAUGUCGUGCGCUGAAGGAGCAUUACAAUGAGCAUCAACUUGCGGCUAUUCUUGGUUGUCAUUCCAACACAAUACGCAGGGCUUUUCUUAAUUGUCAUGACUUGAGCGCAGCCCCAGAACAAAGACAACCGAUUGACGACCUAAACGAAGACCCUGAAAUUUUGCGCGAUAAUCGACAGCGCUAUCAUGAAAUCAUCUCACGACUCGAACAGGCAUAUGGACCUCCUACUAGCACAUCACCGGAAUCUGAGCCUGACUCGGACACGGAAGACCAACCCAUGCCAGACAUUGACUCCCCAAACCACGGCCGAAUUACACAGAGCCAGUCACCCGAGUUCCAGUUCGAAGAUCGGUAUGGACCUCGCGCUAGCCCGUCACCGAAAUCUGGGUCCGACGACCAACCCAUGGUAGACAUCGACUCCCCAAACCACGGCCGAAUUACGCAGAGCCAGUUACCCGAGUCCCAGUUCGAACAUCAAUGCUUGGAAUCCAACCUCAGUCAAACUAACACAAUUCGUGAAUCGGAUGUUCUCGCUGCUGAACCAUGUAUUUCUACCGUCAACAACACCGUCAACAACACCGUCAACAAUGCUUCCAUGGCUCCUAAUUCCUAUUUCGCUCCGUCGUGGUCAACUCUCGAGACGCCUUCGCAGGUGGUCGCUACCUACAUGGGCACAAUAACUCAUCCGUCAUCCGGUCGUCUGGAAUCCACGGCUAAACCGUCAACUUCGAUUGCAGCAAACACCUGCAUAGCUCCCAGUUCCGCGCCAUCACAGUCAGCUCUUGAUAGCAUGCCCUCGCAGGUAGUUGACAUCGCUAAGGGUAGUGCGAUAACUCCACAACAAUCCGGCGAUGUGGAAUCCACAGCCAAUUCGUCAGCUUUGAUUCCGGCACACGGUUGCAUGGUAUCCAAUACCAACAUGUCAGAGCCAAGUCUCGAGAGCUUUCUUGCAACCAUCCAACCCCCACUUUCCUCUCACCUCCGACUGCUUAAUCAUCACGGAAUUCAUCAAAUGCUCGAUCUCUCUAGCCUGGUCGCUGAAACAUUGAUCGACACGCAAAUUCGAAUCGAAGGUCUUUUUUGGGCCCCUCCCAAACAUGAAAUGGACGAGUUGCUGCCUCGGUUCGAAGGUCCUCGGAUGACGAAAGCCCAAUGUGUGGCUCUCGGACAAAGUCUUCGAGCACGGUUGAAUAUCGAUCGGAAGCAUCAUACUCCGAAGAACCCGUCAUCUCUGGCUGGACUUUUGGCAGGAAUUUGUCCAGAUCUGUCUUCCCACUUGGCAGUAUUCCAAGGCUGCGACAUACGGACGCCAAUUGAUCUCUAUUCUUUGAUCGGCCAAGAUUUUACGACGACCCAUAUUCGCAUUCUCAGCUUGUUUCACGUACCAUUCGAGCAAAAUAUUCAGGAGCUGACUGCGCAUCUUACUGGUCCAGGACUGUCGAGGGUAGAAUGCUUCGCAUUGGCGCAGUUACUCGCCAAACUUCACCGCCAGCAUCCCACGUGGUCUGAAUGGCAAGAAACAUUCCAUAAACCGAUCGGCACGUAG